AUUGCAGCACUUGUUAAUUGGCACUUACUUGUAUAGGAUGGCGGCUAAAAAAAAUGGUUUUGUUGAUAUCGGUGAUGGUGAUUCACUAAAGACUACUAAAAAAUCAUACGAGCAAGACGAAAAAUUAAUUAAUGGUAAAAUAAAAGAUCGCAAAAAUGGUUACAUGAAGUCCACGCAGUCUAAUGGAUCAACGCCGAAGAUGACACAAGUGGAGGGAGGCGGCCUGCCAAAGAUAGACUGGUCCAAGUACGACACGUUCCCGGGCUCGUUCGAGAAGUGUUCCCUACUGACCGCCGUCCUCACGCACGUUGGACUUUACGUUCUCAUGUUCCUGGGCUUCGUCAACCAGCUCAUAUUCAAGCCUAAGGCCGCCACCGAGAAGAACAGAGAGGGGUACGCUCCGCUGUACGAUCCGUUCGAGCAGUUCUUCUCUCGGUACGUGUACCGGCGCGUGCGGCACUGCUUCAACCGACCGAUAUGCUCGGCGCCUGGAGCCGAAGUCGUCCUCAAGGAGUGGGAAAGCACCGAUCACAAUUGGACUUUCAAGUUCACGGGCGUGGAGCGGCGCUGCGUCAACCUGGGCUCGUACAACUACCUGGGGUUCGCGGGCGGGGAGGGCGCGGAGGGGGGCUGCGCGCGCGCCGUGGCCGACGCCGUGCGCCGCUACGGCAUGGCGCAGGGCUCCUCGCGCGCCGAGCUCGGCACCACGCCGCUGCACCUCGAACUGGAACGGGCCGUGGCUGACUUCUUGGGGGUCGAGGACGCCAUCGUGUUCGGAAUGGGGUUCGCCACCAACACGCUGAGCAUACCGGGGCUGAUCGGGCCGGGCACGCUGGUGCUGAGCGACGAGAACAACCACGCGUCGCUCAUCCUGGGCCUGCGCCUGUCCCGCGCCACCGUGCGCGUGUUCCGACACAACGACGUGCGCCACGCCGAGGAGCUGGCCCGCGCCGCGCUGGCCGAGCGCCGCUGGGCCAACGUGCUGCUGGUGGUGGAGGGCGUUUACAGCAUGGAGGGCUCUGUGGCGGCACUGGAGGGCCUGGUGGCGUUGAAGCAGGCGCUGGGGCUGCACCUGUACGUGGACGAGGCGCACUCCGUGGGCGCUCUGGGGUCCACGGGCCGCGGCGCGCUGCAGCGGUGCCGCGUGCUCGCCGCGCACGUCGACGUGCUCAUGGGCACCUUCACAAAGAGCUUCCGCGCGGCCGGGGGGUACAUCGCAGGCCCGCGGCGGCUGGUGCAGUGGCUGCGCGCGCACGGGCACGCGCACGGCUACGCGCACAGCAUGUCGUGCGGCGUGGCGGCGCAGGUGCUGGCGGCCGUGCGCGCGCUGGACGCGGCGCCGGGCCGGGCGCGGGUGCGGGCGCUGGCGCAGAACACGGCCUACUUCCGCCGCAGGCUGCGCGAGCUGGGCGUGGUGACGUUCGGGCACGACGACUCGCCGGUGGUGCCCAUGCUGGUGUACACGUUCAGCAAGAUGGCGGCCACGGUGGAGCGCCUCACGCGCGCCGGCGUCGCCACCGUCGGCGUCGGCUUCCCCGCCACGCCGCUCAACAUGGCGCGCAUACGUUUCUGCCUGUCGGCGUCCCACACCCGGGAGCAGCUGGACCGGUGCCUGCUGGCCGUGGAGCAGGUGGCGGACGAGCUGGGCCUGCGCUACUCGCGCCGCCGCCCCCUCGCGGAGCCCCGACCCUCGUAAACCUUCACGCUGCACAGAUACAAAUAAAAGUUGCAUGAAAUGCAUACUUUAACUGUUAUGAAAUUCGCGAAUCGAUCAUAGAAAAUACUUACUCGAGUUAAUUACAUACUUGUUUAAUUAAAAGUUU
Messenger RNA from Bombyx mandarina (wild silkworm), 1823 nucleotides. RefSeq names its product serine palmitoyltransferase long chain base subunit (gene lace). The record is from RefSeq and is a predicted model, not a curated record. Gene Ontology annotation, cellular component: serine palmitoyltransferase complex. NCBI's taxonomy places the organism in Eukaryota, Metazoa, Arthropoda, Insecta, Lepidoptera, Bombycidae. Gene Ontology annotation, biological process: sphingosine biosynthetic process; ceramide biosynthetic process. Gene Ontology annotation, molecular function: pyridoxal phosphate binding; serine C-palmitoyltransferase activity.